UCCAUUGCGUGAUUAGCAGACAGCCAUUGACAGUGAAAUAGCCUCCUUUGCCCAGGAAAUGUCUAAACACGCGUUUGUGUUGUCGCAAAAAAGCGCUUUGCAGCAGCUACCAAGUGAAACCGAGACCCUGUGUGGGAAGCAGUUUUACUCCCCAGCUGGUGUAAUCAAGCAAACCGAGAACACCCGCGCAAUUCCUGCUGUUCCAAAACACGACCCGGUCAUAGCAACGAGCUCCAUCAGUACGAGUUCCCAGUGAGGUGGCACACUUCAUCAGUUAGUUGAUGAUCGUUUUGGAGAUCUGAGACUCUGGCCAAAUAUGAGCACAGGACCAAAGACAGAAGCUGCCUUUAUCCAGGGAAACCAGAGCACAGUGGGACAUGAUGCAUCCCAUGGCACUCAGCACUCAGCGCUCUUUUACCUUUUCCAAGAAGUUUCCAAGCUAGCUUCUCCCAUCCACAAAAGUUUCCCUGACACAAAUUCACCCUCCACGUGGCUAAAUGACACUUACAGGCAAAGUUCUUUGAUAGUUAAUGAAGAGGAAGAGGAUUCACAUUCAUUUCAAAUCUCAAAUAGUUCCUACCAACACAGUUUGUCUCAUAUGGUGCCUCACAAUCAGAUGAAAAAAAUGAAGGAGGAAAGUCACAGCAAGGUCACAACUUUGGUUGAGUCUCAUUCCAAAUGCAACAGCCCCUGGAAAGUACUGAGCCUGAUCAACCUGCAGUGUGAGAAGCUCCUGCACCACAGUGAUGCAGAGAAGUCAGACCCAAGUUUAAUGUUAUCUGCUACAACAUUAGGCCAUUCAAUAGACAGAGCAUUGGCUGCAACAGCAAGUGUAACAAAUCAGAGAGUUAGAGGUGACUGCAUAAGUGCUGAUGCUUUUAUGCAGUCUGUCCUCAUCUGUGAGAAAAAAGAAAUCCCAGCCUCUGUCAGUGCUGUGGAAGAUGUGAGAGUCUGUAGUAGAGGAGCCAGUAGUUAUAAAGCGAAGUGCUGUGUGAAAAACUCUGUUCAGUUAAAGACUGCUGAAAAAACAGACACUGUCAGACCAGAACUGGAGGAGGAAAAUGCAACGGCAUCUUAUCAGCCUCCCCACAGAGAUAAAAGGGACGACAACUUCACUGAUAACAGACAAUUUAAGUGGAACCAGGAGCUUAAGAAGUGUUGUUUCUCUCGCGAACAGGAUAUUCUGAAUGUACCUUGCUCUCAAAAUGUUUCGUCACAGAAAACACACAUCAGUAAUGCAUCGCACGCUACCCAGCUGACUUUUAAUUCCAGUGUAGAUGCAAGCAUAUAUCUGACAACACCUGUAUUAGCAUUAGACCACAAUGCAAACCUUGCUUUGAGUACAGAGGCCAAGUGUGACACUGUGUCUUCUCCACAAUCAGCGUCACGCUCAUUUAGCUUUACAGAGAAGUGUCACUCACCCCCAAAACAAGAUCACAAAAUCACCACAUCUCAACUAGAAUGUGCACUUGCUGCCACAGUGGAAAAACUCCAUCCUGUCGCACAACUAAAAGGCUCCAGCUGUAAUGGAGAAACAAACCCCACACCUUCUGCUCCAUCAAAACCAGAACCAAGGCCAGUGAAAACAGAGGAAACAGUUCCUCUAUCUACCCAGCAGUGGAGAACCAAGACACCUAGAAAACAACCUCAUCCCAGCCGCAGUGCUGAUAUCCAAGACCCAGAAUUCCAAGGAGUUACGUUCAGGAUGGACACAGAGCUGGACGACAGUAGGGAGCAGUGUCGGCUCCUCAUAACUUCAAAGUACAGCAAGGAGCUCUGCAAGAUUGUAAGAAAACCGAGGCUGAGGACACGGGCAUCCCAGAAAUCCAUUAAAACUAGCAGCUCAGAUGAGGACAGCGACUCGACGACCAGUGUUUUCAAAGGUAAAGUGUGUGCAUCAUGCUGCACCAGGAAGACCCCCAUGUGGCGGGAUGCAGAGGACGGGACCCCACUCUGCAAUGCUUGUGGAAUAAGGUAUAAGAAGUACCGAGUGCGCUGUGUCAACUGCUGGCAUAUCCCCAGAAAAGAGGGUAACUCCAACUCAAGCUGCCUCAAGUGUGGAAACUUUGUGAGGCUGACCUCAGCUCAGCGAAAACAUACCACCUAGAGAACAUAGACAGAGCAAAGGUUUUUAUGUCCACAUGUAACAAAGCUCUUCACGCACACACUUGCACACGACAGUUCAACACGACACUCCCUGCUCCUGUAGUUCUGAGUCCUCUACACACCAGCUUUUUACAUCUUGCUUGACUCAGAGUAUUAAAUUUAGUUUUACUGCUGCAGUGUUGUUCCUCAGGCAGCAGCACAUCUUCCUUGAUGCUGUCGUAUGCCAGGGGAAAAAUAAAGUAUAAACAGUUUAAAAAACUUGUGAAACUCUUAAAAAAAAUACUUGGAAGACAAUGUCUCAAAAAUUGUACUUCAUUCUUCACUGCACUGAUCCCAUUUGUGCUACCUGUUAAGCAUUAUGUAGCAUGUAUCAACUUAUACAGUUGAUGGAUUUGUUUUCCUCCAUUAACACGAAACUAUACUGAUGAAGCACAGUCUGCAGCAGAGCUCAGUUGUGUAAAUUAAUGGUACAUUGAAGGGCUACUAUAGGAAUUAAACACAUUUAGUAGAAAGUUUAGUCACAACUGGUGACAUUUUUCAUUUAAAUAACCUCAGUGUUGCUCGUGUAUAACGGUCCAUGGUGUCAGAUGGCUGCAGUAGAUGGCAGCCUGAGCUCAGCGCUGUGUUCACUGUUAUUAACUGCAAAACAAUUUCCUUCUCUUGACCUUCACAGCGAGACUGUCUGCUACAUUUAGCGGAUAGACAUUCAGUCGCAAAAGUUACAUUUCGCUAUUUAAUUUGUUGUCUUUGUUUCUAAUUGUGGUUUGGUUUUGUUUUUUCUGGUUGUUUAUUUGGGAUGUUGCUGGUUUGAUUGGUGCACUGAUUUUCUUAGCAUUCCUGUUUUCUAUGAGAAUAAAAAAAUAGAUUUUUGUGUGUGCUUA
Scatophagus argus is the source of this 2987-nucleotide messenger RNA. RefSeq names its product zinc finger GATA like protein 1 (gene zglp1). Bases 317 to 2107 code for a protein of 596 amino acids. The transcript is spliced from 5 exons. The record is from RefSeq and is a predicted model, not a curated record. Gene Ontology annotation, biological process: spermatogenesis; oocyte development; regulation of transcription by RNA polymerase II. Gene Ontology annotation, molecular function: sequence-specific DNA binding; zinc ion binding. Gene Ontology annotation, cellular component: nucleus. Lineage: Eukaryota; Metazoa; Chordata; Actinopteri; Scatophagidae.